CCGUGCGAGUUGGAUAGAGAAGUGGGAUGCUUACCUUCACUCAGGUCAUUGGAAGAUGACCUCCGCAUGCAAUACAUCGCCUAUGAUGCUGUUGACGAAACCUGGCACUGGUGUGAAUGGAAUUCCACCGCAUUUGCAUGUGGUUGCAGAUCUGCGAGAGCGAAAUGCAAAUACUCAUAAGUUGACUUCUCCUCUCCCGGAUAUGGAAGGUAUCUUGCGACGUGCAUCGCGGAAGCCUUACUGGUCUCUGAUUGAUGGUAAGGAUGCAUAUGAACACAUCCGUGUCGAUUCUGAUCACAUUGAGCAUACUGCGAUGACCACGCCUGAUGGAAACAUGGUCAGUUUGGUCAUGCAACAAGGUGAUUGUAAUGCUGUUGCGACUUACCAGACAUUGAUGAACUACAUCUUUGGUGAAUACAUUGGUGUUUUCAUGGAUGUCUAUCUGGAUGACAUUGUCAUCUAUUCGGACACCCUGGAUGAUCAUAUUCAGCACGUUAAGUUGGUGAUUGAUGCUUUGCAGAAGGAGCAUCUUUACCUGAGUGUGACAAAGCUGAAUUUCUUGCCCAAAGAAAUGAAAAUUCUCGGUCGGAUAAUCGACGACCAAGGUAUUCGAAUGGAUCCUAACAAGGUUGAUUCAGUACUGAACUGGAAGGUACCUACUUCCAAGGAACUUCUUCAGGGGUUCCUUGGAUCAGUUGGAUAUCUCGCUGAUGACAUCGCGACUGUUCGAAUUCCUAUGGGUAUCCUCACUUCAUUAACAGGUGCUGAUGCAUGCUUCAAGUGGGAGUUCACUCACCAGCGUGCAUUCGAGGAAGUCAAACAUCUCAUUCACGAGCACCGUGAACACCAUCGUGUUCCCCUUGAUUACUCACCAGGUGCGCCUCGCAUUUGGCUGGUUACUGAUGGCUCACUAGGUGGUAUUGCGGGUGUCAUCUGCCAAGGUGACAGUUGGCGUGCUGGUCGAGUCGCCGCGUUCUAUUCUGCGAAGCUGUCAUCGGCUCAGAUGAAUUACCCUGUUCAUGAAAUUGAAAUGUUAGCGGGUGUCGAGUCCAUGCUGCGACACUGCGAGAUCCUCAUAGGGUGCUUGUUUACGUGGGUCACAGACCAUAAAGGUCUUACCCACGUUCUGAAACAGAAAAACCUCUCCGGCCAGCAGGCUCGCUGGUUGGAGAAGAUUUCAGAGUUCGACUUCACCAUCGAGUACGUCCCUGGCAUUGAUAACAUUCUCGCCAAUGCCUUGUCAUGUAUCUACUCUAAUGACCGCCCGGGUACUGUUCGCGCCGCAUCAGAAUACACGACGUUUGAUGAGACAAGCUUGCAACCCACCUUCCUGGAGUCUCUAUCCAUCUCUGUGCCUGUCUAUGUUGGCAUCGAGGCGCAGGCAGUACAACCCCACCUGAGUCAUCACGGUGCUCAUGCACGGAUGAUUACUGCCCCAUCUCGCAUCCCAACUACCAUCACCCCUCAGCCUGUCCUGGUGCGUGCUGCACACAAGCAGGCCCGGCGAAAUCCCUCGUCCCCUGCGAGUGUGGCAUCUGAUGGCAUCUCGCGGCCUGCUCGCGAAUGCCGUGUGAAGUCACCUCUGCUGGCAGCUGAGACUGGUUGGCCAGAGACGUCGAAGGAGUUUGCUAAAAGAAUCAAGCGUGUCAUGUUGCACGUCAAUCGUGAACAACGACAGGAGGGCGAGAGUGCAGGUGCUAGUUGGAAUACUGGAUUGGAUGAUGACUCAAACGCUGACUCACCUGCACCACCUUCUUUUCCCACCAUUGUCGGCGAUGGGAAUGAGGAACUGGAGGGUGUUCCAAUAACCUCCCAGUCUACGGAAGGGCUGUUGAUAGUGGAGGAGAGUCAGUUUCUCGAACAUAUCAGUUCCAGCUUCGAUGGGCUGGACCUUGAGCGUGUUCUCUGAGGGCGAUAUGCCGAAGAUAGAUUCUUCAGCGAAAUCUUGAAGGAACCUAAACACUUCAAGAAUUUCCUAGUGAAAAAUGAUUUAGUUCUG
Molecule: messenger RNA, 1999 nt
Organism: Somion occarium
Lineage: Eukaryota; Fungi; Basidiomycota; Agaricomycetes; Polyporales; Cerrenaceae
Source: the annotation of a GenBank genome assembly